AUGGCGACUCUAAACCUCCCUGAGAAACUCCACCUCCUCGCGCGCAAAGAGGUCUCCGAACACCUUCGGGCUGCCCUUACUAAAUUCUCUCACUUAGACGUAACGUCUCAUAUUCUAACCACCGUUCAAUCCGGUACUUAUCCGGCUUCAAUUUUCAAUAUCUGGCUUUGUGUGUCGCCAAACCCUCUCACCAUUCUCUCCGGCCUUUCUCAGACGUUUUCUUCAUCAAUCCGUAAAAUCUCCAUAAAAACACUGUGGAGACAUCUCCGUUCCAAUAAGCUUAAAAAAUGGAGAAAUAUGUGGGAAGGCGUCGGUGGCACUCCAGGACUUCUUAAAAUCUUUUCAGAAGCUUCGGCUGCGGAAGUAAAGCUUCUGUGUGGGUGUGUUUCGUGGAGUACUAGAAUUUCUGAUCCGCCUCAGAAAAGGGAGGCAUGCACCGAGUUCUUUAAAUGUCUUUUCUCUCCAAGGUUUGAAGAUGCGGAGUGGAAGAAUCCCGAUGAUAGGAAGUUGGACGGGUUUUAUGAACUUAUUGGGGGGGCUUGUACGACGGAAUUUAUCGAACAACAGGCCAAAACGGAUGAUACUGGUUAUGACUGGAAAGAGAUCAGAGAUAAACUGGCUUGGAAGGUCUACAAAGGGUAUUUUGAGUAUGCGAGGUUACAAGCUGAUUUAGAGGAUUUCCCAAGAGCAGACGAAUGGCUUAGUCUAUUCGUUGAGCUAUAUCCCAGUUUCAAAACGACAGCGGAAGAGGCGCCUCUAGCAGUAACAUUCUCUUCAGACCUAUUGGAACGGACCAAAAAGGAUAAAUGGCAGUCCGAUAUUCGCAAAACAAAACCGAUAAGAUACUCUAAAAACUCCAAAUCCUUCGUGGAGGGAAUAAUAUACCCUCUAACCCGACGAGCUUAUAAGACGAGACCUUCGUUGGAAAUGAUAAAACAAAUACUUGAGCUGUCGCUCACUCACUUUGAAGAAAAUAAAACGGGGCCCGCGACACUAAAACGAGAAACUCAUGAUUUAUUGGAUUUGACACUUUUUGCGUGGACUACCGCACCGGAAACAUUUGAAGUUCAUCUCCGAAAAUUCAUCAAGCUUUAUCGUCUGGACGCGGGCGCGGGUGCAUAUGGCUAUAGCCCAUUAAUACUCAGGGUUCCGAUGUCAUUCCGCUACCGACUCCUUCAGAUAUGCAUGAUAGAAACGAAGGGUUUGGAUAUAAACCUCAAAUCCGAUCUUAAAAAUUCCGGUAUCUUGAUUAGUCAACGGGCACUAGAACUCUUUCCGGCAGAGGUAGUGUUCGACCUCUAUAGCCGCCUCAAAGAAGUCACCGGCAACAUGAACUUUUUGAGUACGCUCAGUCCUAGUCCCAUCCUUGGGCUUAAGCAAGUGGAUAAUCAACUUGCCGACCCAGAUAUUUGGCAAAUAUCUCUCUUGCACAAAACGGCCAGACAGGCGGAAGCCGAUGAGUUAGCACUAAAAUGCUUCAAUGCUAGAAAAGCGAAAGCCAUGGCUGGCUCGACGCCGCAGAUUCGAUCUCAGAGGGCGAAGGAGGCGGUUUAUUAUACAGUUGCUAGUGGAUCGCCCGCCGUGCAUAUGAAAAGCAUCGAGUGGAUUCUUCAGCGAUUCAUCAGAGACUUUUCAGUGGUUUCGGCUAUCUUUGGGGAGUAUAGCAAAGAAGCAAAGGCUUUGGUUGUUGGAAUUCCCGGGGACCUUGAGAUUUACUAUAACCUCGACAGUCUUUCGAAGCGGAUUUCGGAAAGCCAUGAGCUCUUGGAAGCCAUUUUCGAGAAUAUGUUUGCUGCGGCUAAAGAACCUUCUUUUAAUCUUGGGACUUGGAACGCUACUCUAGGACUCGUCCCCCAUGUUAUCCGACAGCGAAUGACGCUCUCGGACAGGGUGCAGAGAGCCUUGGGUAUAACAAACGAUAAUGUUUUUGAUAUCCUAUGGGCUGGUCUGGUAGAUUCGGUUGUUAAGGUUGAAAGGAAAGGGUUGCAGCCGGGGUAUGAAAAGUUAGGAUUGAAUACAAUUCGUGGGGUCCUCGUUUAUGAAUCUCAAAACCCUCAUCGCCUGAAGUUGAAGGACUCAGAUGUGCCGCCGUCGACUUACAAGUUUUUUGAUGAGCUCGCGAAGGCGAGGGAUGAGAUGUGGAGGGAGUUUAGGAAGGAAAUUGGUGGAAUUACCCUUCCUAAAAUAUUUCCGAAGGGGCUUCCUAUCCAGGCCCUGACUUGGCCGUAUACGUUGGCGAGUUCGGAGUUGGAGCUUUCUGCGCCUUAUGUAUAUAAACGGGCGCAGCAGGCGGUAUAUUUGCAGGAGGGCGCCGAAGAUACUAUUUCCACUGACGAGGAAACAUGGUCUUCAAUUGGACUAUCUGUGGAUGACUUUGGCGCUGCUCUCCGAAUUUUGGUACCUCAACAUCUCAACUUCGUGGAAAAGAAGGCGCGGUUAAAGAAGGUACUCCAGCACGUAGUUAAAAAUGUUAGCGGACGCUUGGAUAAGGCCGAGGCAGCGACGUUCUGGAAACAGUACAUCUCUACAAAGAGCUGGGAUUAUGCUUGGGACGGUGAUAAGUAUACUGCUACAGUUCAUCGAAUCUUAGACGAGGAGGGCCUAGAUCUUUGGCCUGUUGUUCCUGAUAGCAGUACAGAGGAAUGGAAUCCUCGCGAAGGGAUUGCGUCUUCGCCACUUCGGGAAUUGAAGAUGACAUAUCUCGACCUUUCACUCCACGCCGAUAGUAUGUUUCGAGCCCCAAAGUCCUGGACAGAUGGACCAGCUACCGAAUUGGAACGGUUUACGCCUAGAUUACCGGCUCAAGAUGAGAUAUGGUCAAGAAACAGGAUUAAGCGCGCAAAAUACAACCCUGCUAUCCGAGAAGGUCAAAUACUAGCCGCUAUUCUCUAUUUGAAAGAAUAUUUCGGUAUCGAAAAUUCUACCAUACCCGAGUUUCCGGGGCGGUUUACACCUUCAGUUCCGGUCAAGAAAUCAUUCCAACCAAAAACGGCGAUAGUUUUUAACUCAGUAAUCGAGGUUUUAACUGCUCAUGUUAAUUAUAUACCUCCUGUUCUUCUUCAAGAACUUACUGCCGCUGUGAUACAGACUACCGAGGAUGUCCCCACAAUUGUCAAAUUCAUUGGGUUACUGACUGGGAGUGAUACUCCAUCCCUAGCGUCAUCAUUUGCAAUAUCUACGGUUCUAAAAUACCCGAACUCCAGUUCGUGGCAUAGACAUCUACUACAGAUUCCUUACUUAUCAAGUCUCCCGAAGCCAAAGGCUUCAGAAUGUCUUAUCGAGUUCGGGAGGGGUAUAAUCUCAAUUCUAGAGGAAAAUGAGAAAGAAAAAGAAAAGCAAAGAUCCGAGGGCAAGGAGGCAGGACAAGGACAACAGUCAUACGUGAAAAUCACAACAAUCAAGCAAAUCUCAGCACUCCUUACACACUCCGCCAUAUCUCCAGCUACAGCAGUCGAGAUAUUGACUCUACUGUCAGGAAGGUGUACACACCGCGAUAUCAGACAGUCGAUAUUAGAUUCCUUGAUGAAGCUGUUAACUGAAUGUACCGAUGAAGGCUUGGCGGAUAAGGUCUUAACUUCAUUAGAGUUUAUCAUUCCGAUCGCUGGGAAUCUUAACCCUUCGGCACCAAUCAUUGAGCCACUUUGGCUAGAAGCAGAGGAGAAGAAGGACGUUGGGAUCCUAGGGAUUAAUAUCGAGGGUGUUAUGGGCAACAUGUUGUUAAGGACUAUCUUUAUGAAGGCGAUUGCAUCGGUGACGCAUUUUAGGUGGAAGAAGGUGUUUAUUGUCAGAAUUCUGGUUAAAGUGAUUGAAGAGUUGAAAUGCCAAACGAAAAGAUAUCUAGAUAUCUUCUUAGGAUCACAUGGAUUUGAAAGGGAAGAGAUUGAAAACAUGGGAUUGGUUAUUGUUCCGGGCUCAUGGUCUGCAUGGUAUGAUGUUUGCGGAGGUGCAGGAUCUGAAGGUGGGGUUUUAUGUCCCAGAAGUAUACUUUGCGAAUUCGCGGAGUAUGAAGUUUUUAGGGUGUGGUUACCGAAGGGAGCGGUGGAGUUUGGAAAGAAGUUGAAGGAGAUGAAGAAGGAAGAGAGAGAAAAGCCUGGGGUAAAGUUUUGGGAAGAACAGUAUGGAGUUCAUGUACCAACCUCAGGGGGGCUAGGGAAGUUGGGCACUUUGAGGGCGAGGAAGGAGACCUUUGAAAAAAUGGGGGUUGAGGAGGAGGGAUUGAAGGAAGAGAUGAAGAGGUUUUUGGAGGAGGGAUUGUAUUUCGGGGUUUGA
Molecule: messenger RNA, 4269 nt
Organism: Orbilia oligospora ATCC 24927
Lineage: Eukaryota; Fungi; Ascomycota; Orbiliomycetes; Orbiliales; Orbiliaceae
Exons: 1
Coding region: 1-4269 (1422 amino acids)
Source: RefSeq, a predicted model, not a curated record